UCCUAGCAACCACUGGUGGUUGUCCUCUUGAGCUCACAGCGUCGAGGAAAUCCUGCUGAAGUUAUUCCGAUUUAUUUAGCUGUACACUGUGGGCUGCAUUUAAAGUUUACAUUGACGUGAUAAAGACAGUUGCACAGUGCACAGAGAGCUGGCCAUUCAGCGUCAGUGUUACAGGUAAUGAACGAGAAGCUCGUUGUGAGUUGUGACAGACUUCUGUCACAGCAGCAGCUCACAUGCUGCCGCUCACAUUGCUCUAUCCCCCGGCAUGGAAAGGAAGUGCUGAUUUACAGUAAUACGGACUUGGAAAAGAAGCCUCUGGUGCUAACAGGUCACCAUGGCAACAUCACAGCAAUUACGUUUGGAAAAGGAGAUGGCCCUGGUUUCAUUUGCUCAGCUUCUACUGAUUAUGUCAUUGUCUGGGAUAUUGAUCUGUGCUUGAGGAGAACAUAUGAGGGUGAAGUUGCAGCUGGAUUAGUUAUUGGGACUUUACUGGGUGAGGUUGUCCAUCUCGCAUUUUGUUUUUCUAAUGACCGCGUGGCUGCAUGCUCAGGAACAACUAUAUAUGUUCUGAACUCAAAGAGAGAGGAAACGAUCUCUACCUUGACCGGCCACUUGGGGCCUUUAACAUCAGCAGAGUUCUGCCCGUGGAACAAAAAUGUUUUAGUCAGCGUUUCAGAAGAUCGCACUUUUAAAGUUUGGGAUUUAAAAACAGAAGCUGUUUUCUACCAGUCUUUUGUGCUUUCAGGAGCUCCGCUACUUAGUAUAUUGUUCUUGGAGACAGACAGACACCUUAUGACUGGCUCAGCUGAUGGACAGAUAUGGAGCUUUUCUCUCAGUGACGACCAAAAGUGCCAGCUGGUGAAAAAAAUGGACCUUCAGAAGAUGGAGAAAACGCAUCAAGCGCAAAAAGGGAACACAAGCCACCAAGCAGGGGUUGCUGCACAAUCAGCUGUGGGUGAUGUUGAGGUUUCAAAACGUGUCAUUCAAAUGGCUUCAUGGAGCUCAUUAAGAGACAACAGCUGGUUUUGUAUCGGAAGCACUGAUGGUCUGUAUGUGGUGGACCUGGCGACUUCAGAGCUCUUGAAAGUAUUUUAUUUCAAAGAUAACCCCAACCUGAGCAUCUCUAUGGCAGAGUCCUGGUCAAUCUCUCCAGGAUGUGAUAACUCGAUGGUUGUUUUAGUGAGCUCUUUGUUGUCUCCAUGCGUGGUUCUUCUGGAGUUGAGUCUGAAAGAUCCAGAGAAGACGGGGGGUUCUCCUGAAGGCUUUUCUGUCUUCCCUAGUUCUUCUCCAAUAGUUGAAUCUCCUCUGAAUGCUGAGUUAAAGAAGAAGGAACCCAACCAUUCUAAAAAGAAAGGAGCUGUAAAGGAACAUCCUUUGGUUUUUCACCCAAAAGUGAAGUCAUCUGGAUAUACCAGUGCCCCAAGGAGGGUCAUGUUUUCACCAAAAACCAAUUCUGAGAAGAAAGCUACCUCUAAAAAGUUUACCCAAAAUCCGGGUUUCCUCUACAGCGAUUACCCAGCAGACAGCGCAGCACCAACUAUUCCGUGUAUAGAUCUCAGUGUUACCAACAAACAGAUCUCAUGUCUCCAGUAUUCAGGUGAUGGAAAACAAAUCCUGUGUGGUCUUGGCGACAGUUCAGUGUUAUUGUACAAGGCAUCUCUUCGUGGCAGUCCCACUGUCUGCAUAGGGCACAACAAGCCAGUGAGCAGCGUGAGCUGGAGCCUCAGCAGACAGUGGUGGAUGAGUGCAUCAGAAGAUAUGUCCCUGCGAAUUUGGACUCAUUGCAGGCCAGAGCCUGCCAUUGUCAUGGGUGGCAGUAUGUUCUCCAAACCUAUUAAAGGUGCUCAGUUUUAUUAUCUUGACAAAUUUCUGCUUCUGGCCUCUGGAUCCUCUGUAUAUCUUUACCUCUAUAAUGUGGACAGCUGCCAUGAUGACAUUAAAAGAUAUCAGCAAAGGAGUGUUACCAAACAAGCAAAAUGCUUAACAACAUCAUCAACAGACAUCACUGCCUUGUCUGCUGUCAACGAUUUCCUCUCCUCUUUUUUAGACAUUGUUUUGGUGUGUGGUUCAGAUCAUUCUAUCCAAGUACUGGACAUGAACAGAGGCAUAGUUGCCUCAGUGCUUCCUCAUGCUCACAGCAGAACCAUCCACUGUAUCACACAGAACAAGGGCUCCUCAUUCAGCAAACAGGCUCCAGAUUCAUACAACCUCUUCCUCACCAGUGCGGUCACAGAUGGCGUGAAGAUUUGGGACCUACGUACGCUGAGGUGUGUACGCCGCUAUGAGAACCAUCUGAAUCGUUGCCACUCGUGCUCCUCAGUCAUCUCACCUUGCGGCCGGUUCAUUGCCUCUGGCUCUGAGGAUAAAUGCGCCUAUGUGUAUGACAUUCGCUGCAGCAGCUACCUCCAUAAACUUCAGAGACAGUCGGACACCGUCCUCAGCGUCGCUUUCAACCCUUCCACACCAGAGCUGUUAACUGGGACACUGGAUGGGAAGCUGAGUCUGUUUCAGCCCAGCGGCAGAUCUCAUUUGUCUCGUGACAACAGGGCUGCUGUGAUAACGUCCCUGACAUGAGUGCGUAAUCACAGCUGGCUCCUGCGACGACCAUGCAAGUUUGAUUAUGGCAGCUGGAACCUACAGGCGUGUGAGUUUGUGAUCUCCUCACACAAGAAAAGUGGACAGUUUUCAUUUCUGCUACUAGUUUUGAAUAAAGAGUUUAAAAACAGGUAUGAUUGUAAAACGUAUGUAUUCUCACUGUGUGUACCUCUUCUCUUUGGACAAAUGUUGGGAAUGCCACUGAAACACCAGUGUUUUGAUUGGAUGUUUUUUAUUCAUCUCACCGUGUUAGCUUGAUGCAAUACUCAAUUUUAGAUAAUUGUAGCUAAAUUUGCCAAAAACAAUGGCAGUAACUGCUAUCAACAUCUGUUAAGCAUUUUGGAUGAGAAAGCAUCACAUUAAUUAUUGUUAAGAAAAUGAAACAGAUGUAUACUAUAUCACUAGUUGCAACCACUACUUAGAGAAUCAGCACAUAGAGCCAUGACAUCAACUGGGUGCAACCACUGUGGCUGCCAGAUACACACAUGCUCCUACUGUUCAAGUAGACACACCCAUGUACAUUUUCUCUUUGUUUCUGUCCAUUUGCUCUCUUCAGCUUCAGUCACACCUUAAUUUCUCCAAAUUUGGUGAAGUAUGAAAAAUGUGUGUCCAUAUAUGGUGCCAAUCAAAAGUUUGAGGAGAUGGAUCCAAACUUUUAAACAGUUGUUUUUUUUUUUUUUUAUCCCUUUAAAAAAUUACCUCCUGCUCUGCUACGAAUGAAAAAGAAGAUAAUUGGCUAUCACAAACAUGUUUUGGGGGAUGAGAAACGUUUCCCAGCAAAAACAACUAAAAGUUCAAACUGAAAGUGCACUGUUUUUUUUUUUCUUUUCAUAAUCCACAAGUACGACUUUAAACAUGUCCCAAUUUAUGUGAUGGGGAACAAGUUCAAGAGGAGUUUUUGUUUUAAGGAACGACCCUUCGUCAUAGUCAUAUCUGCUUGGAGACUUUGCAGCAUAUUUGGAGAAAAGUCAGUUGAUGACCUAAAACAGACAUUGACUGUGAGGUCUCCUGAAAGGAACAUUUCAGUUUAUCUAUUGUGAACACACUUGUUGUAAUUAUCUGUAGAGGAGUUCUUUGUUCCUGAUACUCUGAUCCCUGAUUUGUUCUGAUAACAGGCUCCUCUUUUAUGUGAUGCCUGCCACAUGCCUCAUUUGGUAAUAAUAUUACCAAAAACACAGUAUUUGUUCUAUUGGUGGUAUCAUGAAAAUUGAUUGGCUUUUUUUUCAUGUAGAAAAACUACCACCAGUAUUGCCUUCACACUUGUAACAAAUGCAAAUGAAUGAUGAUUUGUCAUCCUUUCCUAGCUUUGCACCCAAAUAACCUCUUCAUGGGAACUUUAAACGUACUUUCUGGCUCUCACAAUAUCUUGAAGUUAAGCCUGAAACUAUUUUUCUCGUCAGCGCUCCUGUAGAAAUCAAGUCGCACCUCUUUCUGUCUUUUUGUACUUCUUGAAAAUUCUUGCUGUCUCCCACUGUGCUGCUUUUAUCACUUUUGGUAUGUUAUAAACACUCACUCAAAUCCUCUGAGGGGCUGGAGGAGAGCUUCCUUUUCUGGAUAGGAAUUCAAUUUCCAGCUUCACUCAUUCCCCAUCUAAUAUCAAAAGAUUUUGUAUUUGAUACAUUAUGUGAUGCUGAUGGAAUUGUAGAUCUGCUGAUUUGAUGUCUGCUGACGUCUCCCUCAGACUGAGGUGAAUUUUUCAAGGAUGUCUCAUCUAUCCCCUGUCAACUUUCUAAUAUUCUGGAUAUGAUUUACUCUGUUUUAGUGGACUACCUACUCCCAUUGAUACCAAGGCAGACAGCUUUUGAACAUCACUCUCGAUGUACCACCAGCUGCUGGUUAUGAAACAUGCAUGCCUUAUGAGGAUUCUUAUCUCAGUAGCUGAUACUAUAGAUUAAUAAAGGUUGAAUUGAGGCUGAUUAGGAUUUAUGAAGUGCUAUUGUUUUUCAUGCAUAACAUCUUUAGUGUAUGUUUCCAUGAGCAUGCUUUUGUGCCACGGGAAUAGGUAUGUACUGGCAAAGUUAAGUUAAGUCUGUUCUGUCAUGGUGAGCUUUAGUGUUUCUGCAGACAGCAUUACUAGACCAAAACAUAAUAAAUUGUCUUUCGA
Messenger RNA from Menidia menidia (Atlantic silverside), 4699 nucleotides. NCBI's taxonomy places the organism in Eukaryota, Metazoa, Chordata, Actinopteri, Atheriniformes, Atherinopsidae. The record is from the annotation of a GenBank genome assembly.